Molecule: messenger RNA, 904 nt
Organism: Triticum dicoccoides
Lineage: Eukaryota; Viridiplantae; Streptophyta; Magnoliopsida; Poales; Poaceae
Product: glutathione S-transferase U18-like
Exons: 2
Coding region: 52-762 (236 amino acids)
Biological process (GO): glutathione metabolic process
Cellular component (GO): cytoplasm
Molecular function (GO): glutathione transferase activity
Source: RefSeq, a predicted model, not a curated record
GCAAAGGAGACCGAUGUUGAGAGAGUAGCAAAGCAAAGCAGCAGGAAGGGAAUGGCCGGCUGCGGAGAGGACCUGAAGCUGUUGGGCAUGUGGGCGAGCCCGUUCGUGGUGCGGGUGCAGAUCGCGCUCCGCCUCAAGGGCCUCAGCUACGAGUACAUGGAGGAGGACCUGCAGAACAAGAGCGAGCUGCUCCUGAGGUCCAACCCUGCCCACGGCGGCAAGGUGCCGGUGCUCAUCCACAACGGCAAGCCCGUCUGCGAGUCGUCCGUCAUCCUGCGGUACAUCGACGAGGCCUUCUCCGGCGCCGGGCCCUCCCUCCUCCCCGCCGACGACCCCUACGGCCGAGCCGUCGCUCUCUUCUGGGCCGUUUUCAUCGACGACACGCUGUUGAAGGCGCCGAGCCAGGCGUUGAGAGUCGCGACGGGCGAGGAGAAGGAGGAGGGGAGGAAGAAGGCGGCCGCGGCCAUGGAAACCUUGGAGGGGGUGCUGAGGGAUUCCGAGGCCAAGUUCUUCAGCGGGAGGGACUGCCCUGGUCUCGUGGACGUCAUGCUCGGCGGCCUCCUUGGCUCGAUGCGCGCAUCUGAGGAGAUGGGUAGGCUCCAGACCUUCGACUCGACCACCACCCCGCUCCUGGCCGCUUGGGCGGAGCUCUUCUGCACGCUGGACGCGGUGGCGCCGGUCAUGCCGCGCGUGGAGAGGCUCGUUGAGUAUGCCGAGGCGAUGCAGCAGCCUCGCACCGCCGUGUCCCGCACCACCAGCUGAAAGCGGAAAGAUGAGCUCUGCGCACAGUCGUCUGUUUGUCCUGCAAUAAGCGCGGCUUGUCAAGAAAAUAAUGCUCUCUUAUUUUUGUAUGGAUGAGUGUUGGUAUAAAACUAUUGUGUUCUCAAAAUACUUUAAAUCUCUA